Linum tenue is the source of this 2116-nucleotide messenger RNA. The record is from the annotation of a GenBank genome assembly. NCBI's taxonomy places the organism in Eukaryota, Viridiplantae, Streptophyta, Magnoliopsida, Malpighiales, Linaceae.
UUGACUCUUCAGCUUUCGCCAUAUCCAUUUCCGUGUCAGUUGCAGUCUUGCAGAUAGAAGGAGAGCAGCCAUGGAGCUCUGUAUCAGUUCGACGACGGCGACGAGACUUCUACCUGCAAGCCGUCCGUGCGGAGAAUUUCGCUUCUACAGUUCUCCAUCUGCUUCACUCCGGCUUCCUUUUCUCCAGCUGAAUAAGAGAAGUAAUUGCUUCUUAAACUAUCGGGAACCGUCCUACAGUUUCCGAGAAAUUCAGUCUGGGUUAAGGCAAUGCCCAUGGAAACUUGCUGCUGCUGCUUCUACUUCCGUAGCAGUUGAAGAAGAGAAGGACACUCUCCCUGCCGAGCUCAGAGUGACGGAGACCGAGGAGCCUAAUUCAAGAGUGAGGUUGGGCGUGGAAGUUCCGCCAGAAGUUUGCGAGGAUUGCUACAAGAGAGUCAUCAGGGAGUUCAUGAAGCAGGCGAAGGUGCCAGGGUUUCGUCCUGGAAAGAAUGUUCCGGAGGGUGUUCUUGUGAAUUACGUCGGCAGGCAAAGUGUUCAGAAGGCUGCUGUUGAGUCUAUCUUGCAGAGGACUCUCCCUCAUGCACUGGCUUCGGUGAAUGAAAGGGCUUUGAAAGAUUCAGUUCGCAUUGCGACCAAUUACUCUGAGAUGGAGAAGACUUAUUCAUCUCUUAACAUCCUUAGAUAUGAUAUCAUUGUUGAUGUGGCUCCUGAACUCAAAUGGGUCCCUGAGGAUGGAUACAAACAAUUGAAGGUUGUUGUGGAGAUAGACAGUGAUAUAGAUGCACAGGUAGCUUCUGAACAGGAAUUUAGACGUCGUCACAAGUCCCUUGGUGCUAUGAGAAUUGUAACUGACAGAGGACUGCAGAUUGGUGAUGUUGCGGUGCUUGAUAUAUCAGCAAAAAGACUUGAGAGUGAAGGAUCGGACAGUAUUCCAGAUGCUGAGAGUAAAGGAUUCAAUUUUGAUACAGAGGAUGGUGACAAAGUACUCCCAGGAUUUCUUAAUUCAAUAAUAGGGAUUCGACCAGGUGAAGUAAAGUCUUUUCCACUUGCGUUUCCUGAAACAUGGAGACAAGAAAAUCUUCGUGGUGUUCAUGCGGAAUUUUCUGUUGAAUGCAAGGAAUUAUUUUAUAGGGAUUUGCCACAGUUGGAUGAUUCUCUUGCUGAGAAACUUGUUCCUGGAUGCACCUCUAUACAACAGGUCAAGGAUUUGUUGUUGGAGAAGUGCCUGGAAGUUGAGCAAACAGCAAGAGAGCAAGCAACUGAUAAUGCAAUUCUUGACCAGCUUUGUAAGAUGGUAGAGGUUGAUAUUCCCAAGUCCUUAUUCGAGGAACAAGGUAGACAACUUUAUGGAGCCAAACUUCUCCAGAUCCAGGCAAAUAUGAAACUUAAUGAAGAGCAGUUGGCUAGGCUGUCAAGUCCUAGGGCAGUAAAUGAGUACCUGGAAGGCCAGAAGGAGAACAUAACCAGAGUGAUAAAACAAAAUCUGGCAGUUGGGGAUAUCUUCAAACGAGAAAAACUGGAGAGUUUGCAACGGAAGAACUGCUGAAAGAGGUUGAAAACUCUAUAGCUGAGUUCAAACGUACUCAACAAGAAUACGAUGAGGACCGUGUGAAGGAACAGGUUCAGGAGAUACUAGAAGGAGCUAAAGUGCUGGAAUGGUUGAGAGAGCAUGCCGACAUUCAGUGCAUUACCAAGUGAUUGCAGAAGGAACCGUUUCUUUCCGACGCGGUAAGGGAAGACUUGUUCCACAAGGAACCAGCAUAGCAUCAGCCAUGAUGAAUUGGUGGUCGGUCGGUCGUUCCAUCCAUCCAUCCAUCAUUCCCGGCAAUGAAAAAGGAAAAGCAGAUAGGAAGGGCUUCCUUCCAAAAGAGGAGGAAAGAUUCUCUUUCCGGUGAGGGAUGGUCAAAUUUUGGAGGAACAGAUGGGCCGAAACCCUAGAUAAGGAUAUUGGGCGGUGAGAUACUACAAUCAAGUAAUUAAUAAUCAGAUAAUUCUUGUUGUAUAAUUGUGCGUAGUGAUGCCGUAAUGCGGGGGUUAACGAGUAAUUUACAAAAUUAUUGUUGGUUAAUCUCUUACCUAGGCCACCUAACCUAAGUAAACGUGAAACGUAGCACCG